This is a messenger RNA of Tupaia belangeri chinensis (Chinese tree shrew), 3220 nucleotides long. RefSeq names its product zinc finger and SCAN domain containing 2 (gene ZSCAN2). NCBI's taxonomy places the organism in Eukaryota, Metazoa, Chordata, Mammalia, Scandentia, Tupaiidae. The record is from RefSeq and is a predicted model, not a curated record.
ACUUGUUGAGAUUUGAGGAAGGAGGUGUCUUCUCAGAAGGCCUGGCUGGAGAAGACUGAGGUUCAAGGCCUGAAGCCUGAGCUAUUGCCCUGGGAACGUGGGUGAUGGCUGCAGAGGUGCCGGGAGUAGCCACUCCCCUGAGCCCCAUGGUCCAGAUGCCGCAGGAGGAGGACGAGCAGGAGGAGGAGGUCACCACUAUGAUCCUGGAGGAUGACUCCUGGGUACAGGAAGCUGUACUGCAGGAGGACGGCCCUGAGUCAGAGCUCUUUCCCCAGAGUGCUGGCAAAGGCAGCUCCCAGGAGGAGGCGGUGGCUGGAGGACCACAGGGUGCACUCGGCCGCCUCCGGGAGCUUUGUCGGCGCUGGCUGAGGCCGGAGGUGCACACCAAGGAGCAGAUGCUGACUGUACUGCCGAAGGAAAUUCAGGCCUGGUUGCAAGAGCACCGGCCUGAAAGCAGCGAGGAGGCAGUGGCCCUGGUGGAAGAUCUGACCCAGACUCUGCGAGACAGUGAUUUUGAGAUCCAGAGUGAAAAUGGGGAGAACUCUAAUCAUGACAUGUGUGAGGACACAGGAUCACAUGAGAUAUUCUCAGAAAUGCCUGAAGGAAAAAGCAGCCGACUCUCUGAUGGGGAGAGUGACUGCGAGAGGGACUGUGGCUCUAGGGGGCCUCCGGACAAGGCUCCCAGUGAGAAGGGGAUGCCCUCCCAGGGCAGGGAGGCUGGCCAGCUCAUAGGCCUCCAGGGCACCUACCUGGGUGAGAAGCCCUACGAAUGUCCCCAGUGUGGGAAAACCUUCAGCCGGAAAUCCCACCUGAUCACACACGAGCGGACCCACACAGGGGAGAAAUACUACAAGUGUGACGAGUGUGGAAAAAGCUUCAGCGACGGUUCAAAUUUCAGUAGACACCAAACUACACACACCGGAGAGAAGCCCUAUAAAUGCAGGGAUUGUGGGAAGAGCUUUAGCCGGAGUGCCAACCUCAUCACCCACCAGAGGAUCCACACGGGAGAGAAACCCUUUCAGUGCUCCGAGUGUGGCAAGAGUUUCAGCCGGAGAUACAUCACCCACACGGGGGAGAAGCCAUACUCGUGUCCCGAGUGUGGCAAGAGCUUUGGCAACAGGUCCAGCCUCAACACGCAUCAGGGAAUACAUACUGGGGAGAAGCCCUAUGAAUGUAAAGAGUGCGGCGAAAGCUUUAGCUACAACUCCAACCUGAUCAGACACCAGCGGAUCCACACGGGAGAGAAACCCUACAAAUGUACGGACUGUGGGCAGAGGUUCAGCCAGAGCUCAGCCCUCAUUACCCACCGCAGGACUCACACGGGUGAAAAGCCCUAUCAGUGCAGCGAGUGUGGGAAGAGCUUCAGCCGCAGCUCCAACCUGGCCACGCACCGGAGGACCCACAUGGUGGAGAAGCCCUACAAGUGUGGGGUGUGUGGGAAGAGCUUCAGCCAGAGCUCCAGCCUGAUCGCACACCAGGGCAUCCACACGGGGGAGAAGCCCUACGAGUGCCUGACGUGUGGAGAGAGCUUCAGCUGGAGCUCCAACCUCAUCAAGCACCAGCGGAUCCACACAGGGGAGAAACCCUACAAGUGCGGGGAAUGUGGCAAGAGCUUCAGCCAGCGCUCGCAGCUCGUGGUGCACCAGCGGACCCACACGGGCGAGAAGCCCUACAAAUGCCUCAUGUGCGGCAAGAGCUUCAGCCGGGGCUCCAUCCUGGUCAUGCACCAAAGAGCCCACCUGGGGGACAAGCCCUACCGGUGUCCUGAGUGUGGAAAGGGCUUUAGCUGGAAUUCGGUUCUCAUCAUACACCAGCGAAUCCACACAGGGGAGAAGCCCUACAAAUGUCCCGAGUGUGGCAAAGGCUUCAGCAACAGCUCGAACUUCAUUACACACCAGAGAACUCACAUGAAAGAGAAACUCUACUGAAGUGGCAGAGAGGGAUGGCGAGGGGACAGGCCCAGGAGAGGGCAUGCUGCACUGCCCCAAGGAGUGAUGUCCCUUAAGAGAGCCAUUCUUCCUACAUGCUCCUUGGGGGUCUGCCAGAAUCUCACGCAUGGUCACACUCACUUCUAGGACACUGUUAUCUUUGUGAUCGGAGCCAAGCCCAUGCAGAUUCACAACAGAGCAUAGGAGUGGAAGGUCUGGAAAGUUCGUCUUUCUCUGUUGCAUUUCAUGGCUUGAUCGGCCCCCUUUCCUGAUUCCUCUGUGCCUCACUUCCCUCUGUGGUAAAGUGGGGGACUGUUUCUCCAUGUGGGUGGAAGACCGUGUGGUCUACAGUGCAGGCUGAGUGCCCAGAGAAAUGCUGGAAAUCGAUUCAUGUGGUUCUGCUGCCACUUUGUUAGGCUCAGGUGCCUUUACCCCACGUGGCGAGCCUAGGGCUCCUGCCUGCCUGAGAAUCUGCUCUUCCUGGCUUUAGUAGGCUGGGCUUUUGCUUCAGGUCAAGAUGGAGAGGCGUCUCAGCAUUCUGAGGCAUCUGCAUGAAGGGAAAGCCCCUUUUCUGUUUCCCAAAGUGUCGGGAGCGCAGACACAUGAGGAAGUACGGCCUGAACCAGGGUCCCAGUGGCCUUUCCACUGACAGUCAGACAGGGUCUGCCAGGGAAGGGGUAAGCUGAGGUGUGUGCUGGCUUCCGUCCCUGCUUACUGCUGCCUGCCGAGGGGAGUGCCCGCGUUCUUGUGGAACUUCGCAUUUGGAGUGUGAAGUCUGAGAUGCCCGUCGGCCUGCCCUGGGUAGGAGGAUGGUGGGUGGCAGUUUGUAUUUCAUCAAGCUCUGUCAUUCCUCCCUCAGAUACGGAACCCUGAGCGCAUUUAUAAGUUAGAAUACCCGCAUUAACUUCCUUGUUCUUGGUUUUUUUUUUGUUUUUUUUUUUUAACAUAUACAGACCUGGGAUUCUUCAGGUACUUUCAUAUCUAAGUACAUUAUUUUUAAGGAAGCAUUGAUUCUAAGGACAGUAUCAUCUGUCCCCUGGAGAGAUCUGGGCUUGAAUCAGGAGUCUAUCCAACAGCUGUCACCCUUGACCUUAGGGUGCUCCUGCAGCUGGGAACAGUGAAGAUGGGCAGGGCAGCAGAUGAAGGGUUAAGACAAAAGAGGAGAGUAGAUAGGAUGUUUCUGGGAAAUAUAAAACUGCCUUCUCCUACACAAGGGGCCUGCACUCAGAAUGGGCCUUGUGUCUUAUAGGAUGGAUACUCAAUAUUGCCUAAUAAAGUAGAGCCCCAUUCUU